AUGAACAUUUCGGCAGAAGAUGAUUUCAGGGUAUAUCGCGAUGCUGUGAAAUUAUGUGAGGAAUACGAAGAGAAGACAGAUGUCAACUUCGAACGGGUGAAAAAGACGCUCAUAGAAAUUGAGGCGUUGGCGAGGCACAUAGCGUUAGAAAAAGCCGAGAUUCGUUCCAUGGAAGAAGGAGUGCAUGUUCGUUUGAAAUCUCUUUAUAGCGAAUUUGGCUGUGACGAUAACAUCCGUGACAGCGACACCGUGGGCGAAGAGUCAGCACAAAAUGAAGUGGUGCUUCUCGAGUUCACCGUUGUAUUUAAGGAUGGUACACACUGCGAGGAUACCCAAGCGGAACUGAGGAAAAAACGCUUGAUGACAUGGAAUAAAAACACGAAAAAACUGGUGAACACUACUGAGGUGACAAGGUCUAUAACAGAGCGUACAACUGUAUCAGAAACUUUCAUACAGCCAGUCACCGAAGAAGAGUUCGUUUCCAUUCCAAAAUACUUAAAAGGGACCUGCAAGCAUAACGCGGUAAACGACAUUGUUAAAGCGUUGAACAAAGCCCUACAAAAAAAGUAUCGUUUGCUGGCGCUAGAUCGACGUAAACAAAGUAAGAAGAUUCGUGAUUUGAUACGCUCGUACGAAGAACAAGAAACGGACGAGUGCAGAGGCACUGUUUUCUGCACCGAUGCUAAUCUACGAGAACAGUGCGAAUCGGCGCAGUACGCGCGGAUUCGUACGGCUGUUUCUAUUCUUCGACACCUGCAGAAAGUGAGAGAAGUCCGCAUCAAAAGCAGUGUCAAUUACAUCGUCUUAAACCCUGCCUGCUAUUAG
Molecule: messenger RNA, 825 nt
Organism: Soboliphyme baturini
Lineage: Eukaryota; Metazoa; Nematoda; Enoplea; Dioctophymatida; Soboliphymatidae
Source: the annotation of a GenBank genome assembly